Punctularia strigosozonata HHB-11173 SS5 is the source of this 1080-nucleotide messenger RNA. RefSeq lists its product as uncharacterized. Lineage: Eukaryota; Fungi; Basidiomycota; Agaricomycetes; Corticiales; Punctulariaceae. The transcript is spliced from 2 exons. Bases 1 to 1080 code for a protein of 359 amino acids. The record is from RefSeq and is a predicted model, not a curated record.
AUGUUACUGACGAAGACCCCCCGUCUGCUGCUGAUGGCUGCAUGUAUCGCAGCCUCGCUCAACCUGCCUACGUCUGUUGCUAGACAGGAUGUCCACCUUGACAACGCUUGCGCGUGCACCAUGGGCACCAUCCCGGUCGCGGUUGAUGUGCAUAUACCAGCUGAUCCGACUCUGCCAUUGAGUACCACAGACACAAGACGUCUGCACCACCGCGUCCAAAUCCUGCUGCAUGGUGACACCUACAACAGCGCGUACUGGAAUUUCCCGGUCAGCGGGCUUCAAAAUUACUCUUACGUCGCCUAUUCUUGCGAACGCGGGCUGUCGUCGUUCGCAUUUGACAUGAUCGGGGCCGGCCUGAGCACGCGCCCCAACUCGUCGGAUAUCCAGCUGUUCAUUUCCGGGAAUAUCACGGCUUCUCUAUUGGCGAUGUUGAAGGAUGGAUCGAUCAGCCACGCCCUUGGAGGGCAGGGGACGAAGUUCCCGAAGGUUAUCGCUAUUGGGCACUCGCUCGGGGCAGUAACCUUCAAUUGGGCCGCGAUCGCGCUCGGCGCCCGCGCACCAUUCGACGCAUUCAUAGCGACGGCGCAUAUCCACGAUCCGGGAUUUCUUGUCGGAAUAGACGUCCCCCUCUUGCCAGCGAACGAAGUAGACCCGCUCCGGUGGGGCGCCCUCGAUUCGGGAUACAUCACAACCCCGAACAUCUCCGCUCGCGCAUCUUUUUACUCUCCGGACAACAGCACGUUCUCACCCCAAGUGCUCGCGAUCGACGAAUUGACGAAGGACGUGGGCUCCUCCGCCAUUUCCGUAGGCCUCAGCGCGAUUUACGAGCCCGCGACAGGAUACACAGGUCCUGUGGCGGUCAUCGUAGGCGAGAAGGAUCAGGUCCACUGCGACAGCGCAGCGAACAACUUCGUGCCUUGCAAUGCCACGGGCGUCCUAGCGCUGGAGCAGCCGUUCUACCCGGAUUCGAAAAACGUUACCGCAUUCGUCAUUGAGGACACGGGUCACGACCUGGAUUUCCACUUCAGCGCGAACGAGACGUUCGACCUGUCUGUUGAACUGGUCAGGAAGCCUGUGUGA